Molecule: messenger RNA, 1725 nt
Organism: Histoplasma mississippiense
Lineage: Eukaryota; Fungi; Ascomycota; Eurotiomycetes; Onygenales; Ajellomycetaceae
Exons: 2
Coding region: 1-1725 (574 amino acids)
Biological process (GO): mRNA splicing, via spliceosome
Cellular component (GO): U2 snRNP; precatalytic spliceosome; nucleus
Source: RefSeq, a predicted model, not a curated record
AUGCCAGCCGCAACUCCGAAACCCACGAAGAAUCAACUGAAGAGGGCUAAGCGCAAAGCGAAAAAGCAUGAGUUUAAAUCUAGCAACGAUUCUCCGGCUCCGCAAAACCAUUCGGAGCCUGUUGAGACGAACAAUAAGCAAGACGAUCUCCCACAGGAGGCUCCUCCCGAGCGCAAGGGCGACAAGGGCGAUGCUAGUGAUCCUGAGAACCUCUACGAUUCAGUGGACCCCUUAUUUGAAAUGUACAGAGAUGUAAUCAGCAAGUUCGAGAAACGCGAAAAUGAAGAGUCCGCAUCCAAAGAAAUUGACAAACCCGAGGUCUACUUCGAUGACGACGAUGAUAUUCCUGACGAGGAAGAGGAAGCUUCUGGCCCAAAAAUAUCGAAGAAAAAGCGAAAGGAAAUGAACAAACUGUCCGUGGCAGAGUUGAAGGCGUUGGUUCGGAAACCAGAAACGGUAGAAUGGACCGAUACGUCAGCAUCAGACCCACGUCUCCUCGUUCAUAUUAAGGCAUAUCGAAACGUCGUUCCUGUACCUACCCAUUGGUCGCUAAAACGGGAGUAUUUGUCGUCAAAGAGAGGAGUUGAGAAACCACCAUUUACUUUGCCGAAGUUCAUACAGGAAACCGGCAUCGCUGAGAUGCGAGAUGCAGCUUUGGAGAAGCAGGAUCAAGCAACCCUCAAACAAAAACAGCGCGAGCGUGUACAGCCUAAGAUGGGGAAAUUGGAUAUUGACUACCAGAAGCUCUAUGAGGCUUUUUUCAGAUUUCAAACUAAACCCGAACUGACUCGCUACGGCGAGGUCUACUACGAGGGCAAAGAGUAUGAAACUAACCUACGGCAUCUCCGACCCGGCGAACUGAGCGAUGAGCUGAAAGAAGCCCUCAACAUCCCCCCUGGCGCUCCUCCUCCGUGGCUUAUAAACCAGCAACGAUUUGGACCUCCCCCGUCAUACCCUGCACUCAAAAUUCCAGGACUAAAUGCGCCGCCUCCUCCCGGCGCAAUGUGGGGGUAUCAUCCCGGAGGAUACGGUAAACCUCCUGUUGAUGAGCACAACCGCCCCUUAUACGGGGGUGACAUUUUCGGUGUAUUACAAACGCAACAAAAUAUACAGCAGGGGGAACCUGUGGAGAAAGAACUUUGGGGAGAAUUACAACCCCCAGAAGAGGAAUCGGAGGAAGAAGAAAGCGAGGAGGAAGAAGAAGAGGAGGAAGAAGAUGAAAGUGGAACUGGGUUGCAGACCCCGAGCGGGUUGGAGACUCCAAGCGGGAUGGUUUCCACCGUCCCAUCCGAAUUGGGAGGCGCAGAAAGCGUUGUGGGUGAAUUUGAUGUUCGAAAGCAUCAUCGCGGGACUGAAACCGAGGAGUCAGCGCUUCCGAGGCCUGCAUACCAAGUCAUCCCAGAGCACCAAACGCAAGUUCAGGGUUUUUUCGGUGGCGAUCGGGCGUAUGAUCUCAAAGCUGCACAGAGCAAUCUUCCAGUACUUGGUUCAGAAGAUCAUAGUCGAAAAAGAAAAAAACCCGGAGAUGUGGACGUGUCUGUUGACCCUGAUGCGCUACUUUCCCAUGAUGGAAUCAGUAAGGAUAGCUUAAAAACCCUGUAUGAAACCCAACGGCAACAGGAGCAAAACCCUAAUUGGGGAUUCCAAGAGGACCUGAGCGAUAUGAUUGCCAGCGAGAGCCGAAAGCGAUUAAAGAAGGAUGACGAGCGACGAGCCAAACGGUAA